Molecule: messenger RNA, 7368 nt
Organism: Closterium sp. NIES-65
Lineage: Eukaryota; Viridiplantae; Streptophyta; Zygnematophyceae; Desmidiales; Closteriaceae
Source: the annotation of a GenBank genome assembly
AUGCGUGAACGGUAUUAUCCCCAGCAGCAGCAGCAGCAGCAGCAGCAGCAGUCGCUUUCCCGGGCGCAAUUUUCGAGAGGGGCGCCUUCGCAGUCCCAACAAUCAGUCAAUGCAGUCAACGCGUCGGUCAACUCGUUCAAUGCGGUCAAUGCGCCCACAGUAGGGGCAGGAAACGUCACCUCCGGCUCCCUCGGGAUGCCUUACGAUCAGUUUCGCGACAUCCAACGACUAUGGGAGUCGCAAGGGUCGCAUCGUGCUGUCGCACAAGGAAGCGCUGUCGCACAAGUUAGACCUUUCGCACAACACGAAACGGGAACAAACAACACCCCCCUAGGCCAAGCUACAGGGUCCUUUGGCGGGUAUGUUUCCGCUGAUGGUCCUAUUUCCCCGUCCGGAAGCAUGGUGGGCGGAAUGAGUGGCGGAAUGGCGAGGGGGAGCAGUUUUGGCGAAGGGAUUGGGGGAAGGCGGGGGGGAAUCGCCACGCCCGCGCUGCCUGUUGGAGUUAUUGGUCCUCCAGGCCUGGGGGGCGGAAGAAAUACGGGGGUUGCAGCAGCAGGGGGAGGCGUAGGAUACACCGCGGACAGCGCAACGAUGAUAGGCGCGGGGAUGGCGGAGGGGAGGCUGGAAAGCUUGCUGGCGGAGGCGCUACUUGGGGGAGGGGCUUUCCAGGCGCUGGCGGGAGGAGGUACUUUCCAGCGGCAGCCUGCAGCUCCCCAGGUGUCACCUGCAAGCAGGGAGGUGGGAUCUGGUGCAGGUGGGAAUAUGGCAUUACUUGAGCUGAUGAGAAUGUCAGGGCUCGCUAGUAGCCUCCCUCUCAACCGUACUGUAUCAAGCAGCACCGGGAGCGGAUACCACUCAGCUAGCCUACCAACCAACUUCGACAUGACUUACGCUGGUACAAGGAAUCAGCCGCUGCAGUCUUUCUACGGGCAGCCCGGGCAGAUGGCAACGAAUUCCGAGCGGGGGAACCAAGAUCGCGGGCAGCAAGCUACUAUGAGAAGCUGGGGGGCGGUUGGGGGGUUGGGUUUAGAAGGAGUGACGGUAGGUGAGGGGUUAGGGUUGACGGCUGGUGAGGGGCUGGGACUGACGGCGGGCGAGGGGUUGGGGGUUUUAGCGGGCUGCCACGACCUGUCUGCAGUUCUGGCUGCUGCUGCCGCCGCCGCUGGUGCCAGCAGCGCACAUGGCGCCGCUAGCAGCGCACAGGGUGGCGCUAGCAGCGCACAUGGCGGCUUCCCCAGGUCUGGGCUAGGAGGGGGAAGCACAGGGGGAGGGUACGUGAGCGGGGGCAUGGUGGGCGGGGGUUGUGUGAGCGGAGGGGGCGGGGUGGGGGAGGAGGCGCGGGGAUGGCGGAAGGGGAGAGCGAUGGGGAGGGGUCGGGGGAGGAGGAGGAGGGCGGAGAUGGCGCCCCUCGCGCCAGCACCAACGCGAAAGGCCAAUGGACCCCGGUAUGAGGAGGACGAGAUUCUGAGGAGGUUGGUGGAGAGGGGGGGGGCGCGGCGGUGGUCCGCCAUAGCAGCGCAGCUCAAGGGGCGCGCGGGGAAGCAGUGCCGUGAGCGGUGGCACAACCACCUGAAGCUGGGGAUCAAGAAGGACGCGUGGACGGAGGACGAGGAGGAGACGCUGAUAGAGGCGCACAAGCGCGUGGGGAACAAGUGGGCGGAGAUUGCGAAGCUGCUGCCUGGGCGGACGGAUAACAACGUGAAGAAUCAUUGGAAUUCGACUGUGAGGCGGAAGGAGGACGUGGGGCGGACCGGGGGGAAGGUUGGGGGGAAGCCCACGCUGCUGCUGAGGUAUAUACAGUCGUUGAAAGGGGGGAAGGAUGGGGGCGGGGGGAAGGGGGGGAAGGGCGCGGGGGGGAAGGAUGGGGGGCGGGGGAAGGAGGCUGCAGGGAAGGCGGAAGAGGGAGGGGAGGAGAAGGGUGGAGAGGGGGAGGAAGGAGAGGAGGGAAAGGGAGAUGGGGGAAAGGACGGAUGGAAAGAGAAGGGAGGUGGGAGAGAGGGAGGAGGAACGGGAGAGGAAGGGGAGGAGGGAGAGAAGGGAGAGAAGGGAGAGAAGGGAGAGAAGGAGAGAGUAAAGGGACAGGAAGAUGAGCGUGAGAUAGUGGAAGGCAUGCAGGGAGGGAGGGAAGGGAGGGAAGGGAUGGCAGAUGGUGGGGAUGGGGAUGGGGAUGGGGAUGGGUGUGGGGAUGGGGAUGGGGACGGGAAUGGUAUUAGGGAUGCAGGGCACAGGGAGAAAGAAGGAGAAGGGCCAGCUUUAAGAAGAGAGGAAGAGAAUGGUUUGGGGAAAGACAAAAGAGAGAAGACAGAAGAGACACGGGCAGGCGAGGAAAGGGGAAAAGAGCUACAGGCAAGGGAGGAGAGGGCAGGAGAGACGCGGAAAGACAAGGAGAGCAUAGAAGAGGAACGAGCAGGAGAGGAGACCGAAGAGAUGGAAGUUGGGGAGAAGGAAAGGAGGGAAGGGACGGAAUCAGGAGGAGGGUUGGGGGACGGAGAAGGGAGAAAGGUGGAUGCAGAAGUAGCACAGGGGCCCAACAAUGGUAGAGAGGCAAGCAGUGACGCUGCGAAUGGAGCAAAUGAAGGGAAAGGAGGGGUGAGGCAGUCCCAUGUAAACGGGAGCGAAGGAGCAGAGGAGCAGAGGAGCGAAGUAAUGGGAGAGGAGCAGAUGCGUCUGACAGAAAAGGUGGGGCCUGACACGGGCAGACAGACGCGGGCAGGAAAGGAGGAAGAGAAGGAGCAGCAGACGUCUGAGUUGCCUCAACAGACAAGGGCAAGGAAGGAGGAGAAGCAGGGAAAGGAGGAGAAGGAGGAAGAGGAGGAGGAAUGGAAGGGAAAGGAGGGGAAGGAGAGGAAGGAAAGGCAGGAGAGGAGGAGGACGGGAGGAAGAGGAAGGUCCGAGGGUGGAGCCAGGGCAGCAGAGGAUAUAGGUGAUGCAGUCUCCAUGGACAUUGAUUCAACUCAAAACGCAGAGACUGCUGCUGCAGCAGCGUCGUCCCUCCGCUCGCAUUCUUUCAGCAAUACUCGCCUCCCCUCCCAAGUGACUUCUGAGUCGACUCAAAACGCAGAGACUGCCGCAGCAGCAGCAGCAUCCUUGCGCUCGCGUUCCUUCGGCAACGCACAUCUCUCCUCCUCCCGUGUCCCCAGUGCAAGGGAGGCGAUGCUGGGACAGGAGCAUGCAACCCAAGCGUGUCUAGGGCAGAUGAGCACUGGGCAGCCAUUGGUGGAGCAGGAGCAGAUGUGUGUGGGGCAAACAUUGACAGCACAGACGAGUGUGGGCGACCAGAGGGAUCUAGCAAAGGCUAUGGGCGACCAGAGGGAGCUAGCGAGGGCCAUGCUUCAACUGGACGCACUCUCCUCUGCUGGCCUGCUCAUGGGCCUCCCUGCUGCUGCCGCUGCUCACUCUGCUGCUGCUGCUACUUCUUCUACAUCUGCUGCUGCUCCGUGCUCGUCUGCCCCCACUCGUGCCCCUCCUGCUUCUCCCUCCACCGUCUCCUCCCCCCGUUCUGCCCCCUCCUCUCGCCCCCCAUUCCCUCCCUUUCCUUCCCCAGCACCGCUCUCCACCACAUUCCCCCGCUCUUUCUCCACCCCUCAAGGCCGAAUCCCUGCUUUUUCCCCCUCUUUGUCAUCUCUCACUAAUUCUCUCCCAAAUACACUCCAGCCUAUCAACCCUUUCCCGCACAACCCUUCUCUUCCUCUCCCCACCUCCGCUUCUAUCUCUGUUCCCUCUACCUCCUCUGCUGCACCCACCAAUCACCCCCUCCCCUGCCUCUCUCGCUUCGCCACAGUGUCAGCUUCCGACCAAUCAGCAGCCGGCGGUCUGACCACCCGGGCAGCUGAAAUUGCGAGUGGGGUGCAAAAUCUUUUCGACGCGCUCAUGCGCUCGGACAUCCUCCCUGCCCCCUCCGUUCCAUCCUUCUCAUCUCAACCUCAACCUCCCGCCUUCUCUACCCUCCCGCCUCCCCUCACAUCCUCUUCCCGAGCUCCUUGGGCUGGGGGGAAGAACCCAGGGAUGGCAGGAGGGGAGGUAAACGUGUCUAGUGUGUCAACCACAGGGCGUCUAGAGGGCGGUGAGCUGUGGACUGGUAGAAGCAGUGGCACCACCGGAUCUGCUGGUAGCGCUGCUGCUGCUGGUGAUGCUGCUGCUGCUGCUGCUGCUGCUGCUGCUACUCGUCCUGCUGCCUCUGGUAGUGCUGGCAGUGCACACAUCAUUGGAUCAGGCGGUUUUUGGCUGGAGGGGGGUCGCAGCGGGCAAGGCAUGCAGAGCCAGGGGGGACUGGAGGCCACUGCUGCUGUGCCUGGUGGCUUGGGGGGCGAGUUUGGAUCGACUCAACAGGGUGUGGGAAUUGGUGGAAAGUACGAGGAAGGAGAAGAAAUGGUUGGAGGGAGGGUGGAGGGUAUUGUUGUGAGAAACAGCGAGAAUGAGAGACAGGGUGCUGCCGGUGAUGAGGUUCGAAGGGAGGAAGAGGUUCCAAGGGAGAAAGUGGGUCAACAGGAGGACGAUAUGCGGGGCAGUGAUGUACAGGGAACAGUUGAGAAGAACAGUCACCAACCGCAAGAGGAGCAGAAGCAGGGUCGGCAGCACCAGCAGCAGCAGCAGCAGCAGCAGCAGCAGCAGCAGCAGCAGCAGCAGCACCACCACCACCAACAUCAGCAGCAGGAGCAGCGGCGGGAGAACCGACAGCAAGAGAACCUGCAUCAGGAGAACCAGCAGCAGCAGGAGCAGCAGCAGCAGGGCCAACGGGAGGAGCAAGGGGAAUCAGCAGCAACAGGAAUGGAUGUUGAUGGUACACUCAAGGAGGGUGGGCACGGAGGGGACGAGGAGCAAGAGACGACUUUUGAGGCGCCUCAAAAGCAAGGAGUGGGGGAGCAAGGAAGGGGCAAGGAGGGGGGUGGUAGAGAAGACAGUGGGGACAGGCAGGGGGAUAGGAAUCCUGUUGUUCGCCGAAGCUGCAGUGAUGGUGGUGGCAGGCUUGGCGCGCCUAUAGCCGUCAUAGACGGCACAAUCCAGCUCGUCGGCGAUCUCUCCCUCCUCGACGGUGGUGGCUCCUUCCCCCCUCCUCCCUCCGCCCACUCUUCCCCUCACCCCCUCUCCACGUCUGCUCCCUUCCCCACCCGCGGCAACACCGCCCCCCUGUCUUCAAAUCCCCUUGUGCUCGCCGUGUCUCCACACCCCAGCCCAUCUCCUGGCGUGGCGGCCCGGCCUUGGGGGAUGAAAUCCCCUCUGCCAGGUGAAUCGCAGAAAAGAGAUGCGGUACUGUCUCCGUCUCCCCGUGCUGCUGCUGCCCGGCCUUGGGGUUUGAAGUCGCCACUACCACGUGAGCCACAGAAAACGGCGCCAGUAUUUAAAGCGCCUCAGGAGCCUCAAGCAGCAGCGCUUCCAUCGGGUGCUGAGGCACAGAAAUCGAGUGCAGGUCUGGUCAAACCAAUUGUAGCAGGCGUGGACAGGCCCGCAGUGGAAGCAGCAGCAGCGGCUGCAGCUGCAGGUCUGGAUCGGCCGAGACUCGAUGUGACGGUGGAAGGUGGUGGCGCAGUGCUGGGAGCAAGUGAAGCACCAUCGCGUGCUGCUUCUUAUGGAGAGCCAGGCUCGGGACAGUUUGCGGCUGAUUCGACCGAAGGUGAAGCAGCCUCAGGAAUGGAGGAUAUGGUGUUUGAGAGGAGGGAUGUCGGGACUCAGGUGAAUCCUUUAGAGGGGUCGAGUGGGGGAGAGGGAAUGGAUAGUGUGUGGUCGGGGAAGUUCGUCCAGGAGUGGAGUGGAAGACGAGGGGGGCAGCAUCUUGCCAGCGUGACUGAAGGCAUUGCGAGUCAAGCCGAUAUGAGAGAGAGACACGCUACUGGCAGUGAGGCCAGAGCUAGUGAGUUGAGAGAUGGUGGGAAGGAAGAUGGUGGGAAGGCUGAUGGUGGGGAUGCUGCAGCGUGCAGAGAGGAGGAGGAUGCUGGUGCUGCGACUUCUGAGUCCAUUCCACAAGCAGGAGGCAGCAUGGAUGCGUCUCAUUAUCAUGAGCCCACGAACGCACCAAUGGAUUCGGGUGACUAUGACUUGGACACUGCAGCCAGUGGCAGAGCCAGCAGUGGUGCUGAUGCAGCAGCAGCCUCCACUCCACCGCCAGUUUCUCCUGCUGCUGUUGCUGCUGUCACAGCGCCUGCAAGCACGGGUGCAACGCCCAACACCAUCAGUGCAGCCCUCUCCCCUGUACACCCACCUCCGCCUGUGUCUGCCACGGCUGCUUCUGCCGAGGCUGCUUCUGCCGAGGCUGCUUCCACUCUCCCUGCUUCGGGUUUCGGCCCGAGUCCGUUUGGUCAGCUUGCCUCUCAAUGGAUUCUCUCCAAUCUUCCGCCCCAACCUGUUGCCACCCAGUCAAACCCAUCCGUCCCGAACCUUCCAGACGUGCUGCCGAGCCUCUUGAACGGCCCUCCAAACCUCGAAAGUACCCGUCCGAGCCUGAUAACCUCUGCAGCACCUGAGAUCACUUAUCCCUCCAUGUCUGACCUUAUAGCAGGGUGGUUUUCAGGUGAUAGCCCAGGUGUGAUUAUGCAGCAGUGGGGCUCUAUGGGGGGACUAGGCUCAGGGAUAGGACCCAGCCCAGGUGUGACUAUACAGCCGUGGGGUACUAUAGGGGGGAUGGGCUUGGGAACAGGACCCAGCCCAGGUGUGACUAUGCAGCAAUGGGGUACUGUAGGAGGGAUGGGCUCAGGAAUAGCAGCCAGUCCAAGUGUGACUAUGCAGCAGUGGGGCUAUAUGGGAGGGAUGCGCCCAGGGGUAGCAGCAAGCCCAGGUGUGACUGUAAUGCAGUGGGGCUCGUUUGCAGGGGGGGGCGGAACGGGAAAUGGGUUCGGAGGGCUCGGAGCGAGCCCAGGCGUGAUUAUACAGCCAUGGGGCUCUAUCGCGGGAGCAGCUGGAGUUGGGACAGCAGCAGAGUUAGGUGCAAGGAUAGGGGCCGAGGCGACAGCAGGUGCAACCCCAGGUGUGACUGUACAGCAGUGGGGCUCUAACGAAGGGGCAGCAGCACCAGAAGCAGCAGCAGCAGCACCAGCAGCAGCAGCAGCACCCACACUAGCAGCAGCGGCAGCAGCAACCCUACCAGGACUAGAAGCUUCCCUAGAGCAGCUACUACAGCAGAUGAACCCAUCCUCGUUACAAGACGCCAGUGCGAUAAUAGACGCUCUCAGCUUCCAAGCGUCCCUGGCAGCUUCAGCAGGGCUGCCGUUCUCCAACCUGCCCGCUUCACACGGUCAGAGUGGGGGGAGCCCUCCCACCUGUGCUGCAACUGCUGCCACUGAUGCACCGGCCGCUCCUCCCGCUGUUGCCAAUACUACAGGUGGUUCCGCUAGUGAUGAGCCGCCAGGUUCAGCGUGUGAGCCCAUGGAUAUAUAG